AUGAGACGUAAUUUAUAUGAAGAAACCACGAUUCUCAUUGAGGUCAUUGAUGACUUCGUUAGCGCAACCACAGAAGGAAAAAUCAAAAAUUUCAUAACAAAGGAUGUAGUGAAAGGCGCAAUUUCGCUUGUUGUGAACGCCGCCUAUUUCAAAGCCGAUUGGCUGUACAAGUUCAGUGGCAGAUCGACAACAAAAGAUUUCUUUCACCGUUCCGAGAACGAUAAGAAACGGACAGAGUUCAUGAAACAAUUUGAAACAAACCAAUUGUUUGCUGAAAACAGAGAAGUUGAGGUGUUGUCAUUACCUUAUAAAGACAGAUCUUACGCGUUGAACAUAUUUUUGCCCAAAAAGAGAUUUGGCCUGAAGGAGCUCAGAACUCAGUUGAAUGGGGCUGUAAUUUCGAAUCUGCUCACACAACUCAAACCUGAAUUUUUGACGAUAUCCAUUCCAAAAAUGAAAAUCGACACCGACUACAAACUCAAAGAAGCACUUAUGGCCAUGGGCGUCACUGAUCUUUUUUCAAAACGAGCCGAUCUCUCAGGGAUCUCAGACGUGCUGUUGUAUGUAUCCGAUGCAGCGCACAGAGCUCUCAUUGAGGUAAGCGAAGUUUGGGUGAUUACGUCAGCUUGUUGUCAUGUGCUUUAUAACCCUCGUUUUCUAUUUAUAUAGUU
Molecule: messenger RNA, 671 nt
Organism: Cylicostephanus goldi
Lineage: Eukaryota; Metazoa; Nematoda; Chromadorea; Rhabditida; Strongylidae
Source: the annotation of a GenBank genome assembly